This is a messenger RNA of Gekko japonicus, 2653 nucleotides long. It is a transcript of the gene FGFRL1, whose product is annotated as fibroblast growth factor receptor-like 1. The coding region runs from base 24 to 1619 and encodes 531 amino acids. Gene Ontology annotation, cellular component: plasma membrane. Gene Ontology annotation, molecular function: fibroblast growth factor binding; fibroblast growth factor receptor activity. Lineage: Eukaryota; Metazoa; Chordata; Lepidosauria; Squamata; Gekkonidae. The transcript has 7 exons. The record is from RefSeq and is a predicted model, not a curated record.
ACCAGCAGAGCCCGGCUUUCAACAUGGAAGUCCAGUUCACCUUGCUCUUUGCGGGGAUUUUCCUGUUUGUGGACUCAGCCAGAGGCCCACCCAGAAUUGCUGAUAAAGUGAUUCACCGGCAAUCUGUGAGAUUAGGAAGAACGAUUAAGCUCCUUUGCCCAGUGGAGGGUGAUCCCCCACCUCUUACUAUGUGGAUGAAAGAUGGCCGAACAAUCCAUAGUGGAUGGACAAGGUUUCGGGUCCUCCAGCAAGGGCUGAAAAUCAAGGAAGUAGAAAGUGAAGAUGCAGGGACAUACAUCUGCAAGGCCACCAAUGGAUUUGGCAGCAUGAGUGUGAACUAUACUCUCAUCGUGAUUGAUCCCCAACAUGGAGUUUGCCUUUUUCAUCAAUGCCAACCACCAAGGCAACAUUUUCAUCAGAACUAUCCACCACAACCCCAAGAUCUCUUUUCCUCUCAGCCUCAGCCAUUUCGGACCCUUUCAACAGAUGAUGCCGGCACUGGGAGGGAGAGUUUAGUGCCCGAAGGCCCCAACACGGACUCUGAAGAUCACUCUGGAAAGCUGUGGGCUCGACCUAGGUUCACUCAGCCUGCCAAGAUGAGGCGGAGGGUGAUUGCCCGACCAGUGGGUAGCUCAGUGCGCCUGAAAUGCGUGGCCAGUGGAAAUCCUCGGCCUGACAUCAGCUGGCUAAAAGACAACAGGCCUCUCAGCCCACAGGAAACUGGUGAGAACAAAAGGAAGAAGUGGACACUGAACCUGAAGAGCCUGAAGCCCGAAGACAGCGGGAAAUACACCUGCCGGGUCUUCAACAGAAUUGGGGAGAUCAACGCCACCUACAAAGUGGAAGUGAUCCAAAGAACAAGAUCCAAGCCCAUCCUUACAGGGACACACCCUGUGAACACAACAGUGGACUACGGAGGGACCACCUCAUUCCAGUGCAAGGUGAGGAGCGACGUGAAGCCCGUCAUCCAGUGGCUGAAGAGGGUGGAAUACGGGACCGAGAACAAGUACAACUCGACCAUCGAUGUCGGGGGACAGAAGUUUGUAGUGCUGCCCACAGGGGAGGUCUGGUCCCGUCCAGACGGCUCCUACCUGAACAAACUCAUGAUCAUGCGAGCGAAAGAGGAGGAUGCUGGGAUGUACAUCUGCCUUGGCGCAAACACCAUGGGAUACAGCUUCCGGAGUGCUUUCCUGACGGUGUUGCCAGAUCCCAAGCCGCCCAGUCCACCUGUGGCUCCUUCCUCUGCUGGCAGUCUUCCGUGGCCCGUGAUCAUUGGGAUCCCUGCCGGAGCGGUCUUCAUCUUGGGAACCGUCCUCCUGUGGCUCUGCCAAGCCAAGAAGAAGCCCUGCUCUCCGCCAGCAGCAACCCCCAUCCACAGGCUGCACCCCCGGGAACGGGUCUGCAUUGCCCAGGUCCCAGACAAAGACUGUAUGUCCUCCGUUCACUACGAGGAAUACCUCGUGCAGCAGCAGCAGCACUUGCUGUCCCCGGGGCCUGCCCUGGCCUCAGCCACGGCUUCCAAAAUGUACACAAAGACCUACACGGACAUGCACAGUCACACUCACUCCUAUGUGGAAGGCAACGUCCACCAGCACCAACACGUUCACUACCAGUGCUAAAGAGCAGCCCCUCUCCAUGCACUGCUGCAGGCGGACUGUGGUGGGUCAGCAUGCGCUGUUAAGGUAGAGAAAGAAACCAAAAAUGAAACCAAACGGGGGGAAAGGCAUUUUUGGAGACAGGUGGGGAAUGUGGGUGUUUUGCUGUUUUGUUACUGUGACAAGGAAUUAUGAAGGAACUCCCAAAGGGUAAAGGCGACGUCUUGCGUCCCUUGAGAAGUCAGAAACUCCUGGCAUGAAAGACCGAGUAGGCAGGGGAAGGAGCCCUUCCACCCCUGCCUCUCUCUUCUGGUCAACUCCUGGCAGUGCAAAUCCCAAGGGGCCUUUCUCUUUGGUUGGAGCCCCACUUCCCAGGGAAGGGAAGCAAGGAGGGACCAGAGGCCAAGUGCCACAGCAACGUCAGAGCAUUCAAAUGGCCUUCCAAAGAAGAAAAGUGCCAUAUUUGUUGGUUUCUGUGGUGAAAAAAUGUUUUUUAUUUAAAUGUUCCAGUGUUGCCUGAUAAUUAGCAAUAACGAUGCUAGUGAUGACUGAGAGUCCCCUUUUCACCAGAGGGCUUUCUUGGAAAGGGGUGAGCUCUCCCUCCUCAACUGCCAAAAAUAUAAAGGAUAUUGUACAGCUUGUUUUUAUAUUUAUAUUUAAUUAUUAUAAUGAUAAUAAUAGAACUGCUGGAUAUUUUAUGGAUCCCAUCACACUGCCCUUCCCAGAGGUAAAUGCCAGUUCAUGGUCAGUGGAGGUAAAAGCCGGCUGGGAAAGAGAAAUAAAGGGCAUCUCUAGAAAAAAAUUAAAUUGCUGAAUGUGCACCUGUGGGUGGGGGUGUGUGUGUCAGUCUGUUUUGUCAUCAUGCAAUUUCAUCUCAAUUUAGUUCCAAGGGGAAAAGCAAGCAAAGCAGGACCAUAUUAAAGACCCAACUGGACUCAACGUUAAUUCAGUCAAAAAUGUAAAAUCUUUUUAAUUCUAUAUAGAGUUUAAACAGAAGACAUGUAUAUUAAUUUAUUUUGCUAAAACAAAAAAGAGAAAAAUGUAUAAUUUCAUCAAGA